GGCGCAGAUCUCGCGAUGUUUGAGUUGUGACGGCGGUUAAAAUGGAGUCGGAGGGGGCGGGGUGCGGGAGCAGGGAUGUUUGGAGCUUUUUUUUUAAUAUAAAAUUAUUUAUUUAAAUAAAAAUGGCCGCCGUGGAGAGCGGAGAGGAGAGACUAGAGGAGGGGGAGGAGCCUGUGGAGCAGCCGGCCUCCAGAGAGCGAGACCGAUCCCACAGCAAGACCAAGAAGGCCCGCAGAGAGCGUCGCCAUGCCGACCAGGGGGCGGGGACCACCAGCUCCGCCCUGCAGCCACAGAUGGGAGCGGAGCCGCAGACCCAGGCGGCAGAGCCGGUGGCGGGCCCCUCGGAGCCCGGCUCAGAGUUCGGGGCAGGUAGCGAGUCUGCAGGUUCUCCCCGGCAGCGGCGAUCCGUGAUCCGGGACCGUGGGCCGCUCUACGACGACCCGUCGCUGCCCGAAGGCUGGACCCGCAAACUGAAGCAGAGGAAGUCAGGCCGCUCGGCGGGGAAGUUCGACGUCUACCUGAUCAACUCGGAGGGGAAAGCCUUCCGCUCCAAGGUGGAACUGAUUGCCUACUUCCAGAAGGUCGGCGACACCACCACUGACCCCAACGACUUUGACUUCACCGUCACUGGCCGGGGGAGCCCCUCCCGCCGCGAGAAGCGUCCGCCCAAGAAACCCAAGGUGGUGAAACCGUCAGGCCGAGGCCGGGGCCGGCCCAAAGGCAGUGGGAAGCUGCGGCAGGCCACUGAGGGUGUGGCCAUGAAGCGCGUGGUAGAGAAAACUCCGGGCAAACUGCUGGUCAAGAUGCCCUUCAGCAAGGCAGAGCCCUCCACCGCCACCGCUGCUGCCGCCGCCACAGCUAAGGCAGCGUCUCCUGCGCUGGUUCCCAAGUCCCGUCCCGGCAGAAAGAGGAAGUCCGAGCAGGAGCUUCCGACCCCGCCGCAGACCACUCCCAAGAAGCGGGGCAGGAAGCCAGCCUCGGCGGCAGCAGCAUCAUCAGUCACCGCGACGGCGUCCACCUCCGGCAGCUCGGCCGCCGGGAGCUACUCCGCCGCCGCCAUCUUAGCUGCGGAGGCCAAACGGAGAGCGGCCAAGGAGUCUUCCACCAAACUCGUCGUCCAGGAAACAGCCCUGCCAAUCAAAAAACGCAAAACGAGAGAGACAGUGGAGGAGAGGGAGAGUGUUCAGACUCUGGCUGCUGCCACAGCUGAGACUGAGAGACGGGACACUGUGGAGGGGUCAGGGUCAGGGGAGAUGGCUCAGCCCUCAGACCCUCAGCCUGCCCCCUCCGAGCAGAGACCGGCCGCCGCGGACGAGACACCGCACGUACACAAGGCGCAUAAAGGCAGGAAGCACAAGGAGAAAACAGGACUGUCGGGGGGAGAGGGGAGGAGCCGGGGGGAGGAGGAGGGAGAUGAGGGAGGAACCGGGGGGAGGAGUAGCAGCAGCAGCAGUAGCAUCAGCCCGUCAAAGAGCCACAAGAGGAAGGAGCGUCCGCCUCACAAACACCACCACCACCAUCACCACCGCCACCAACACGCCUCCACCUCCACCUCCACCUCCACGCUGGAACCGCCUCCUCCUGCAGCCUCCAGGCCUGAAGCUAGGCCCCAGACUGGGCCUCAGCCCACCCCCCAACAGGUGCAGCACACCCAGCAAGCUCCUCCAAGACCACAGUCCAAGUCCGCCCCUCAGUCCCCGCCCGAGCCUCGGCAUCCUCCCCCUCAGCCGCGGCACCAGCCCCAGCCCCAGGCCCGGUCCCAGCAGCAACCCCAGCCCCCGUCCCCUGGUCAGCCCCAGGCCCGAUCCCAGCAGCAUCCUCAGACCCCAUCCCCCGGUCAGCCCCAGGCCCGGUCCCAGCAGCAUCCCCAGACCCCGUCCCCCGGUCAGCCCCAGGCCCGGUCCCAGCAGCAUCCCCAGACCCCGUCCCCUGGUCAGUCCCAGGCCCGGUCCCAGCAGCAUCCCCAGACCCCGUCCCCUGGUCAGCCCCAGGCCCGAUCCCAGCAGCAUCCCCAGACCACGUCCCCCGGUCAGCCUCGGUACCCAGCACCCCAGCCGUUUCCGACCAGGCACGCUGUGCCCCAGCCACGGUCACAACAACCCCCACCCCAGACCCACAGUCAGACCCAGGCCCCCCCCCCGAAAGUCCAUUCACAGCCUGUCCACUCUCCCGCUCCGCAUCAGACCCAGCUCCAGGCUCAGCAAGCCCCCCCUCAGUCCCCAUCCAUCCUGCACGUUCAUCCGCCCCAAACGAGGCAUCCGCAUCCCCAGACCCAGGCCCCCCCUGUACUCCAACCCCAAACCCAGACGAGGCACCCAUCUCAACCCCAUCCCCAGCUCAAACAGCAACCGCAGCCCCGGCAGUCACUGCAACCUCAGACCAGGACCCCAGCCCAGCUCCAGACUCAGCUGCAGCUCAGAACCCCUCAACUGCAACCUCAAACCCAGUCCAGGACUCCAGCCCAAACACCGCCUCAGUCCCAGUCCAGAACCCCAGCCCAAACUCCACCUCAGUCCCAGUCCAGAACCCCAGCCCAAACUCCGCCUCAGUCCCAGUCCAGGACCUCAGCCCAACCUCAGCCUUAUCUGCCACCCAGACAUCCAGCUCAGCCCCAACCCCAGACCAGACACCCAUCGCAACACCAGACUCAAUACAGACCACAACCCAGACCGUCUCUCUCCGGGCCGAGGCCGACCCAGUCCCAUUCCCAAGCACAACCACAACCACACUUUCAGCGUAUUCAGACACAGCCACGCGUCCAGCCACAUCCUCAGCUUGCCAGGCCCCAUCUGCAGCACCUCUCAACCCACCGACCCUCUCCCAGCCUCACCAGGACCAGCCUGGUCCCCACUCAGCAGAACCAGAGUGAACAGCCCCAAGACCUGAGCACCUCGCGGCCCGGCCGGGGGAGCCUGCUGCCGAGCCGAGAGGUCAGGGCGGAGGGCGUGAGGGCGGAGGGCCGGGGGGAGCCUGCCGUGGCACCAGAGAGCCGAGAGGAAAGAGGGUCGAACAGCACCUCGAGGCCUUCCGGACCGCCGGGAGUUCCCGGGGUGGACAGCAGGGCUCGGCUCCGGGUGGAGCCAGAGGCGUCGGGCGAGGGCAGGGAGCUCAGAGACAUCGUCCCCCAGUCCGCCGUGCCGUGUCCCAGCCGAGAGGAGACCGUAGAGUCACGGACUGCCGUCAGCGAAAGAGUCAGCUGAUCGCUCGGCUGAUGGACUGAGCUGGCGCCGGGUGGAGAGGUUCGGACACUGUUCGUUGAGGUUCAAUGAUUUUACACUGUUUUCAGAUAGAAGGAGCUGUUGGACUGUCGCAGCUUCACUCCGUCUGAUUCUGUCUGGAGACUCUGUAAAGUCCUGAGGACAGCUGAGAGAGGAGAGUGUCUUUUUCUAGGAAAAACAAACAAAGAGGAAAAAUGAUAAAAAUGUGUGUGUAUAUAUAAUCAAAAGGCAGCUGUUGUGUCCCGCUAGUCUCCGAGGGAGGGGGGAGUAGUUUGGAACUAAAAACCGACGCUUAACAACAUUACUCUGAACGAAACGUUGCUUCCGGAAUAUAACCUGUUUUUGUUUUUUUUAUUUCGUAUUUUGAUAGUUUAUUGUUUUGUCUCUGUUCUCCAGCUUUAAACUCUGAUAUUAUUGACUGACGGUCCCUUAUUCAUCGCCGCGCUGCUGACUGACAGUCCCUUAUUUAAAGACUGACGCUCCGAACUGAAACUGGUCCGACUGAAAGCCUCAGAGGUGAUGUGGGGCGGCGGUUUGCACCUUAAGCUGGUUUCUUACGUUGUUUUUUCGUCCCCGUUUUCCAUUAAGUCCACAAUAAUCCAGGAGAGGGGUCUGUACGGUCCUCGAUCCUCUUCCAGACUGCCCCCUACAGGUAGCGACUCUGAGUGUUUGUCUCCGACUCUGCACAGACCUCAUCCUUGUUCUGGUUCGAGAUAUCUGAACGGCUCGAGGAGUACUCCGUUUGUCCUGUCGGCUGUUCAACGAGAAGAACUCGAGCUCCUGGAUGUUCUUCAGGUGUUUGUUCUUCCAUGUUAGAGAUUCUUCCGUACUGGUCUUCAUCCAAUCUGUUGUUUUGGUAGUUUUUGUUUCCAAAGGAAGCGCUUUUAAUAUCAAACCAAACCCACUUCUCCAGUAGCUUUGUUUUAGUUUGCAGUCUUUACGACAGAGUGGGAAACGGAUCAUUUUUAUCGUGUCUUCGUGUUGAAUGUCUGGAACAGUUUGCACUCCUCCAGUUUGUACAAUCAGCCGCCUGCAUGUCGCUCGGAGACCCUGCAGGCUUUGACCGUAGUGCCGCGUACACAGCUCACCUCUCCGGGUUCACUGCUGCCAUGUGAAGACGCACCGCAGCGGUGAACCUGUGAGCGAGAUCUGCUUCAGCCCCGGUGGAGUCACAACACAAAACUAUUCAGCGAGCAGAAAACCAACUUUGAGUCUGUACGUUCAGAUGAGAGAGAGACCGGAGAUCAGACUCAUCUCUGUUCAUACGGUAUUUCUAAAGUGCCAGUUUAUCUCCAGCUGAAUCGAAAGAACAUUUGAUUCAGCAAACAUACACUUUGUACUCGGCCCCGUGUUGCUUUAUUUAUUUACAUUUUUCUCGCCAACUUUCCAACCAAUAAGAAGUAAUAGUGCCAGUAGAUUUCAGCCCCUAUGCAGAUCUUUUGUUUUAUUUGGUGGCUUUCUUUCCUGCUCUGAAAGAAACCAGAAUAAACACAAAACUAGGGCUGGGCGAUAUGGACCAGAAGUCAUGUUUUAGGCUGAAUAUCGAUAUACGAUAUAUAUUGCAAUAUUUUUUAUCUCAAAGUGAGAGCAAAUGUUCAGUCAAAGUCAAAUAUGACAUGUCACAAGUAGUUUUAUUGAAACUGUUAAUUUAAGUAAGCAUAAAUACUGUAUAACAACAGGAGUACCUUUUUAAAAAAAAUCAAAGCUCCAUAAAGUGCACAUUUAAGUGAAAAAUAUCUUAAAUAAAAUUAGCCUAUGAAAUAAAAUAGGCCAAUCUUUUUCUGAACUAAAUAUCACAAACCCUAGUAAGGGCAGCAUUUAUAUAUAAAGAAAGAAAAAAACAACUAUAUGUAUGUGAUAUGGUCUAAUUCCAUAUCACAUUUAAAAAUAUAUCAAUAUAUCUUUUAUAUCGAUAUAUUGCCCAGCCCAAUACAAAACCAACCAAAAGUUUAUAUAAAGUUUAUCCUGAGCUGUAACUGGAGUUAAACCAACUAAAACAUAUAUAUAAUAGGAAUAUAUAGGAAUAUAUAUAAUAAUAGAUAAUACAGCAGCUCCACCAACCCAACAUCGAUCAGUUAGUUCAGCACAGGAUCAGACUAUUGAAGAGUUCUGCUGAUCGUUAAUUUCUGAGGAUGAUUUAGUUUUUUUUUUGCUUCAUAUGCAUAAAUGUGUUUGUAGAGCUGAGCUGUUUGGACCUCCAGAAGCCUGUAAAUAAUAAACAACAGUAGGAGGACGUCUCGGAGCUGCUGGGAGUCGUAAUCUGAGGGAUCUCUCAUGUGGACAUACAGACGUGUGAAUGUCUCAGUCAGUUUCUGUUGAUAAAGUUUUGCACCUUAGUGUUGUUGCUCUGUGAGGAAGGCUCCGCACUUUAACGUUGGAAAAUUUGAGCUUUUUCCCCCUCGAACAGAAACAAACCAAUAAGUGAAUGUCUUCAUCCCGGAUCUAAUAAUGUGCCUCCUGACGCUGUUUCCUCCACCGUGGCGAGCGUACGCGGCGCUGCCUGCCGCCCCGCCCACCGUUAGCAUGCUGUCUCUCACGCAGCUGCAGAAUCAAACGGACUCGCUCCACAGGACUCGACCCGGCACAAACUACAGUAACCAGCCACCAUAUUGCAUGUUCCAGAGUUUAGUGCCUAUAAUAUUGUGCGUCUUGCCAGAAGCCACCAUGUCAGCCAAGCCAUGUUGUGUUUCUAGACUUAGUAGUGAUGUGUGUGGUGACUUCAUAGUUGCUAAUAUUGAGGAUGAAUAUUCUGCUUUUACUCUGGUUGGAAUUCAGUGAAACUCCAAUACACUGUCGCUGUAGACAAACUAGUUUUUACCUGUUUUCUUAUUUUUAUUUCUAACUAAAAGCGUUUGUUGUCCCCUGG
Messenger RNA from Centropristis striata (black sea bass), 6084 nucleotides. It is a transcript of the gene mecp2, whose product is annotated as methyl CpG binding protein 2. Gene Ontology annotation, cellular component: nucleus; heterochromatin. Gene Ontology annotation, biological process: negative regulation of transcription by RNA polymerase II. The record is from RefSeq and is a predicted model, not a curated record. The transcript is spliced from 6 exons. Bases 123 to 3200 code for a protein of 1025 amino acids. Gene Ontology annotation, molecular function: chromatin binding; methyl-CpG binding; double-stranded methylated DNA binding. Lineage: Eukaryota; Metazoa; Chordata; Actinopteri; Perciformes; Serranidae.